AUGCCAGAACUGGUUCAGCAGUCCAGGAAGCGGCAGAGGUCCGUCAAACCGGGAUCUGUUCAUCCGUACGCGAUUCCACCGUCGCUAUCUCUUCAGAUGGUGAGCCACCCUUUGGGGGUGCGACCUGCAGGCAACCUUUUUCUGGCCGGAGAUAAAGCUGCAGAACAGUUGCACCGGUCCAUGGGCGACUUUGCGGCGUUUCCCGAGGAACUGAUCAUGCAGAUAGUUGAGGAACUGGACUCUGUGCGCGAUUUGAUCAGUUUGAUGAAAUCAUCGCGCUUUUUCUACGCAUUUACCAGCUUCGACGAGCUUUGGAAGCAGAUGUACUUAAAGGGCCAGACAUUUGACCGUUGGCGCGGCAGCUGGAAGACCAGCAUUCUGCGCACGUCACAGACGUUAGUCGACUGCAGCAUUGUGCACUCAGACUUGUUAUUUGUGCCGUACCAGAACUCGCACGUUGAUUAUCACAAAUUAUUCGAGCCAAUAAUAGCAGACGAGACCAGGCGCCAGUCGGAGGUUCUCGACGCCGCAAACGAUAUCCCAUACACUGGGUCGAUUCCGCGUGUUUCAGAGUCAUCGCUCACGCCUGAAAGGUUUGCCUCGUCGUUCCAUGAUCGGCCGUUUAUUCUCAAGUCGAAAAACCCAGCCCGUUGGCCCAACUGGACGCUAGACACCCUGAGCCAGCGGUUUCAGGACGUUUCUUUCCGCCAAGAGUGUGUAGACUGGCCAUUACGGCUAUACACAGAGUACUGUGCCAACAAUCUGGACGAGUCGCCGCUUUAUCUGUUUGAUUGCAACUCGGAAGCCAUGCAGCAGCUGAAAAACGAGUUUGCCAGACCUGCCGUGUUUUCCGACGACAUGUUUGACGUAUUCACACGCCACGGUCUCUCGUGCCGCCCGGACCACACGUGGCUGAUCAUGGGCCCGCACCGGUCGGGCUCCACGUUCCACAAGGACCCUAACAACACGUCUGCGUGGAACACCGUGCUGGACGGGUCCAAGCUGUGGAUCAUGCUGCCGCCGCACGUGACGCCGCCCGGGGUGCACACGAACGAGGACGAGAGCGAGGUGACGUCGCCGCUGGGACUGGCCGAGUGGGUGUUGUCUGGGUUCUUCAACGAUACACUCAAAAUUGCGCGCGAAGAGCCCCGCUGCACCAUAGGGAUCACGUUCCCUGGCGAGUGUAUACACGUCCCUGCCGGAUGGUGGCACAUGGUGAUCAACCUGGAGGACUCUGUGGCCUUGACUGCGAACUUUGUGCCCGAGUGCAAGCUCGAGGAGGUGGCCCGGUUCUUCAGAGACAAGCCUGACCAGAUCUCCGGCUUCCAUGCGGCCACGGUGCUGGAAUUUGUGCGCAAGUGCGUUGAUGCUGGCGAGAUGGAUACAGAGAUCUUGCGGCAGGUCGGCGAGGUCGAUUCGAACGAGGACGUGGGCGAGUCUGGCGUCGAGCUACCAAUCUACGACAUUUUUCACCGUCUGCUACAACUCAACGGCAGAGAGCUCAAACAGCCUAAAAACGCAUGGAAAACCCUCACGCAGCAAGCGACCGGGUUCAAGUUUGCCAUGGACUUCGAAUAG
Molecule: messenger RNA, 1578 nt
Organism: Ogataea philodendri
Lineage: Eukaryota; Fungi; Ascomycota; Pichiomycetes; Pichiales; Pichiaceae
Exons: 1
Coding region: 1-1578 (525 amino acids)
Cellular component (GO): nucleus
Molecular function (GO): cis-regulatory region sequence-specific DNA binding; protein binding
Source: RefSeq, a predicted model, not a curated record